Molecule: messenger RNA, 2553 nt
Organism: Drosophila sulfurigaster albostrigata
Lineage: Eukaryota; Metazoa; Arthropoda; Insecta; Diptera; Drosophilidae
Exons: 5
Coding region: 166-948 (260 amino acids)
Biological process (GO): G protein-coupled receptor signaling pathway
Cellular component (GO): neuron projection
Source: RefSeq, a predicted model, not a curated record
AGCCCGCAAUUUGCUUGCAUAAGACAGCAGUAUUACACACACACACACACACACACGUAUACUACACAACACACAGACACUGGCAGCUGCUUUUUAUAGCAUACUUUCGAGUGGUGCACAAAUGCUGCCUGCACCUCAGUCUUGUUAGUCAGUGAGCAUCACAACAUGGCCAGCGUUGGAGGCUUGGAUUAUGGCGAUAAGCUGCCACCAGUAGGCAGCGUCACCAGUAGCACUGCUUUGGCUAUACGCAACUCGACAAUUAUAGCACAUCGAUUGUCCAUCUACUUGCCCCAGCUGCUGCUGCCCUCCAGAGAUCCCCAGAAGCUCAUCAUGGAAAUCAAUUGCUAUGUGGCACAGUUUCGUGAGCUACUGAUCUACAUUGGCCAGACUCGAGAUUCGCCCGAGUUGCGCGAGAAGAUUCGACGUCUGCGUCGCAGCUGCGUGGAUGCCUGCAAGCAUUUGGCACAUCUGAUUACGCCACAGCCGCGCCAUUGUCUGGGCAGUCCCAGUGAGCGCAUGCACCUCUCGCUCCUGUUUCUGCUCACCCAGCAGUUUCGGCAUGAGCUCAUCAAGAGCUAUCGUCUCAUCCAGUUGGUGCCGUACGACAUGACCGACUAUUAUGCACCUGCUCGCACUGCGCCCUCGAAUCUGGGCAAUGUGAUUAGCCAGAUAUUGUUGUGCAAGCAAAUCAAUCCGGACUUUCAGCAAGAGGAACUUUGCAGCAUUAGCAAGGAUGCACAAGAGUUGAGCGAGCUGCUCGACGAGCUGCAAUCGCAUUUGCCCAACCCAACUACAGAGACAGCCGAGGAAACUGUCGAGCAAUCCGCUGCGGCUGUCUGCCUGAAUGCACCGCCAGCCUGGUAUACACAACAUCGUCGUCGCAGCUGCCUCAGCCGCAGUCGCAGUCUCUGCUGUUGUUUUAUGCCAUCCCAAGCGAGUUCGUUUUGAAUAAAACAGCAAUCCGAAUGGCAAUCGUAAAUAACUUCAGCCUUAACUUAUCUGCGACGCGCAUGCAGGAAAUUUCGCAUAAAGUUCGCACUUAUAAUGUCGGGAAUUCUCAGUUGUAAAACGCAAAAAAAAAAAUAAGUAGUGCUAUCAGUAGCGAUGAUCAGCGUAACAUUCCAUAGAUUUAAUUAUAUGUAUUUAUUUAGUAAUCUAUUGUUUAUUAUAAUUUAUUGUUGCCAUUCAUGAAAUGCACUUCGAUUAUGUUGUAUUUUUAAAUUUUCCACUAAAUUAGGCAGUCGGGCCACAUUUCAUUUUUUUUAUUUACUCACUCUCGAUACAAGUACUUUCAGCUGUCAUUGUUGAAAACCUGUAGCCAGUCAUAAGGAAGUGAAUGUGGCACACACAAAGCAAUAACAAAUGUGUUUGUUGUUUUGUGUGUGGUGUACCGUUAACGUUGAACGGUGUAACGGUUAAUUAAGGGCAGCUCAAAGAUUUAUAUUAAAAUUUCUCUCUCUUAAUCCCAAUUACCUCAUAAAUAUAGCCAGCCAGCCACGUUGCUUGUUGUCAGUUGCCAUCUGCUGACGGUUGUUGCCAAGUGAUUAAGUGGAAGAGAGCGAAGGCAGAUGUUUGCGUGUUCCACAUUUGAUGUAACGUUGACAGCACUUGUUGUUAUCACUUGAUAAGGACGUAAUCCCCAAUUGCCGGUCUAGUAUUUGAUUAGAUGAUAGUGCAACACCCAUUCACAGGCCCCCUAAAAGCGAGUUAGUUACGAGUAGAGUAGGAAAUACACAAGAUUUUGCAAUUCAGGUUUGCUUUCAUAUAUUGUUGAAUAUAUUUUAAUUUUAAAAAUAUGCUUUCGUCUUUUACAAAACAUAUCUCUACAUUAAAAAUAUAUGUAUAGUAUAUAUUUAUGUGUAUAUGUAUAUACUUUAUGGAGUUCUAUAUAGUAGUGUAUAUAUAUAUAUAUAAGGUAUAAACUUCUAGUAUAUGUCAUAUGGAUUUUCACAGAAAAUCUUCAACUUUCAUUAUUGUUGUUUUUUGAGUAAUGCUUUCUUCUUUUCCCAAUUGUUUUCUCCACCAUUCUUUUUUCUUAUUUUCUUUCUUUUUUUUGCUUAUUUUCUGUUUUCUGCUUGUGCGUUUGUUUUUCUUACAAUCGUGUUGAGCAUUCUGCAUUUUAAUGGAAGAUUCAAAUUUUCUUUAUAGUUUUUCUGUUUUUUUUUCCAACUGGAUGUGCACCAACAAUUGUUACAUAAAUUCUAAGUUUUGUUUUUUGAUUUGUGCACAACAUUUUUUUGGCAACAAUAACUAAAUGUUAACAACAAUUAUUGUUAGAUCGUUGGACUCUGUUUUUUGCUUGUCUCUUUUUCCUUUAGCUACAAUAUUAAAUUCACUAUUUGUUUACAAACUUGUUUUGUUUUACAUUUGUGGCUAAUAUCACCGUUAUCACUGCGCUGUGCUUAAACUUUCUUUUGGUUAAGUUUAAGCUAAAUGUAGUCUUCUCUGAUUCCUCGUAUUCUGUCUACUGCUUCGUGUUGUGUUGUGUGUGAUUAUUACAGUGCAAACAAAUAAUUAAUUAACUGCUUAACGCUAAUUCAACACAUUGCAGAA